Molecule: messenger RNA, 976 nt
Organism: Neltuma alba
Lineage: Eukaryota; Viridiplantae; Streptophyta; Magnoliopsida; Fabales; Fabaceae
Exons: 1
Coding region: 43-732 (229 amino acids)
Source: RefSeq, a predicted model, not a curated record
GGUCGAAGUGGAGGUGGUGAGGAUCAGGGGAAUCUGGUAGUAAUGGGAAAUUGCACUCUUAAAGGGGUCACUGGGGAGUGUCACUACUCCAUCCGGGUUCUGAGUGACUGGGGAUCUCUUUUACAGUUCAAAGGUCCCAUAACAGUUGGCGAGGUGCUCCGGCGGCACCAGCCUGGUUAUGGUAUUUUCCGGCAAGGCCAUACAUCCUCGCCGUUGCCGGAGCAUGAGAGCUUAAGUUACGGCCUUCUCUAUUACCUUCUUCCUUUGAAGCCGGAGGAGGUGGUUGAAAACACUUCAACUGAUCAUCAUGGAGAUCCAAAUCAGGAAGUGGAAGGCAAGGGUUGUGAGCAUAGAGCAGAGGAAGGGGGGACGAAUGAGAACAAAGAGAAACAAGGCAGGUCGCCGGACACAGCAGAAUCAGAAUACGUGAAGAAUUUGUCGAAUGGGUCUGCGCUUGAAGUCCUUCCAUCGGCCGGAAAUGGCGUUUGGAAGGUGAAGUUGGUGAUUGACACGAAACAACUGGAGGAGAUUUUGUCAGAGCAGGUGAAUACUGAAGCGUUAAUUGAGAAGAUGAGGAUGGCUGCUUCUGCAACUUCGUCCAGUCCCACAAGAAGCAGACGAACCAUGAGCCCUUGGAAAUUGGGAUGGAAGCCACCAACUCUCUUCAACAACACACCCAUUAUCAAGGAAAGGCUCUCUACACCAAGUUGCCUCAAUAAAAGCACUUUGUAACAAGUUAGAAUUUCAGUGUUAACAUUAGAGUUGUGGAUUUAAUUGGAUGUCCUGUCCAAAUAUGACUGAAAUAUCGAGGUGUUUGAUUGUUUAGUAGUUCCAAGGCGACCCGUUCUGUAAAUUUCUUAUCCAUCCUCCCGAAUUGGCCGCUUAAGGUUAAUUCCUAAUGAAUGCUGGCGGAUUGAAGUUCUGUGGAUUCUGAAUCCAUAAAUAGUAAAUAAAAGUAAGUUUAACCUUUUUCGAC